UUUUUUCUAUUCUGUCAGAGCAAGCCCGGAGCAGACCGAGAGUGGACGUGUUUCUCAUACAGAGCGGAGCAGACAUCUACUACCAGUCCGAAGAGCCGAGCCUGUAGUCGCGUUGCGUCUUUGCUUUGACCAGAACCAACCAACUCUGAAUUUGCAUUAAAUAUGUCUAAUAUCGUUUGCUGUCAAACGCCUCAGGUGGAGAAAUGAGGGGGGAAGGAGACAACAGGCGAGCGUAGAGCCCAGCCAUGUGGAGGAGUCGAGCUUUUGAGCUUUAACAAAGAGUCUUCUGCCAGAUGUUGCAUAACGACAAGAAACUGGGUUAUAAUGUAUUACCAACACAGAAUAAGUACAACUCUAUAGCCAACGGGAUCCCGAGGACUUGAUUACAGUCGCUUCAAGCCUGAUAGUUUGUCCGUGCGGCUGCUCCCCCUCUCCCUUCCACUCGAGCCUGUUUUAGUCAACUGGCAUUUCUUCUAACGACGUCCCCUCUUCGGAUAAAGAAGACUCGAGUUCCGCAGUGAUCUCAGUUUGCUUUGCCUGUAUCCUACUUUCGACUGGAUUUGCAAUAUACUCUAUUCGGCAUACCAUUUAAAAAAAGAUUCACCAAGAUGAUUCCUAACGGUUAUUUGAUCUUUGAGGAUGAGAGUUUCCUGGAUUCCACCGUUGCCAAAAUGAACGCUCUGAGAAAGAGUGGUCAGUUCUGCGAUGUGAGACUGCAGGUGUGUGGUCAUGAGCUGAUGGCUCACCGUGCUGUCCUGGCUUGCUGCAGUCCCUAUCUGUUUGAGAUCUUUAACAGUGACAUUGAGCCUCACGGAGUGUCUCAUGUCACUUUUGAGGACUUGGACCCAGAGGCUGUGGAGAUCUUGCUCAAUUAUGCCUAUACUGCCCAGCUAAAGGCAGAUAAAGAACUAGUUAAGGAAGUUUACUCUGCAGCCAAAAGGUUCAAGAUGGAGCGAGUCAAACAGAUUUGUGGUGACUACCUGCUUUCUAAAAUGGAUUCCCAGAGCGCCAUCUCUUUCCGUAACUUUGCCAGCUCUAUGGGAGAUGCCAGAGUUUUGGCCAAGGUGGACGCCUUCAUCCAGGACCAUCUACUGGAAGUGUCUGAACAGGAAGACUUUCUCAAACUCCCCCGCCUCAAGUUAGAAGUAAUGCUAGAAGACAACCUGACCCUGCCCAGCAACGGCAAGCUCUACUCCAAGGUGCUCAGCUGGGUGCAGCGCAGCCUCUGGGAGAACGGGGACCACCUGGACCGCCUGAUGGAGGAGGUGCAAACGCUGUACUACUCACCUGACCAUAAGCUGGUGGAUGGAGGGCUGGUGAUUGAUGGGCACAGUGAGGUGUUUGGUGGCGAGGAGGACCACCUUCAGUUUGUGCAGAAGAAACCCGUACGGGAGAGCACCCAGAGACAGAUGAGCUGCAGCUCCUCGGGAAGCCUGUCGCCCUCCAACCAAGCAGCUAAUGCGCCCAAACAGACCGGCCGGAGAGAGUGGAAGUACAUCGCCUCUGAGAAGACCACAAACCACACCUACCUGUGUCUGGCUGUGCUGGAUGGCGUGUUGUGUGUGAUCUUCUUGCACGGUCGCAGCAGCCCUCAGACCUCCCCCUCUGCCACCCCCUGCCUGAUGAAGAGCCUCAGCUUCGAGGCCCAGCCCGAGGAGCUGGAGGAGCAGCCGCUCUCUCCCAUGCAUUACGCUCGCUCCGGUCUGGGCGCCGUGGCCCUGAACGGAAGACUCAUCGCAGCAGGAGGAUACAACAGAGAGGAGUGUCUGAGGACUGUGGAGUGCUACGACCCCAAAGAGGACCGCUGGACCUUCAUUGCUCCCAUGCGGACUCCAAGGGCUCGAUUCCAGAUGGCUGUGCUCAUGGGUCAGCUGUAUGUGAUUGGAGGAUCAAAUGGACAUUCUGAUGAGCUGAGCUGCGGGGAGAUGUACGAUCCACAGGCUGACGAGUGGGCUCAAGUACCAGAGCUGAGGACAAACCGCUGCAAUGCAGGCGUCUGCUCAUUGAACAACAAACUCUACGUUGUGGGUGGGUCGGACCCCUGCGGGCAGAAGGGCCUGAAGAACUGUGAUGCUUUUGACCCUGUGAUCAAAACCUGGUCUAACUGUGCCUCCCUCAACAUCAGGAGGCACCAGGCUGCCGUGUGCGAGUUGGACGGCUUCAUGUACGUGAUCGGAGGGGCGGAGUCGUGGAACUGCCUGAACACUGUGGAGCGCUACAACCCCGAGAACAACACCUGGACCCUGAUCGCCCCCAUGAACGUCGCUCGCAGGGGGGCCGCUGUCGCUGUCCAUGCAGGCAAACUGUUUGUUAUUGGCGGCUUUGAUGGCUCCCACGCGCUCCGCUGUGUGGAGGUGUACGACCCCGCCCGCAACGAGUGGAGGAUGCUGGGUAGCAUGACGUCGUCCCGCAGCAACGCGGGCGUGGCCAUGCUGGGAGAAACCAUCUACGCUGUGGGCGGCUUCGACGGGAACGAGUUCCUCAACACGGUGGAGGUGUACAACCCCGAGACGGACGAGUGGAACGACUGCACCACGACCCUGUCUCCCCUCUCUGACUGAAGGGAGGAGGGAAGGGGGUUGGAGUUUCAGUGCUUUUCCAAACUAACAGGCUUAGUGACGUAAUCGUGUUUCGUGAUGUUUUGUCUGUGUGGGUGGGGAUGGGGGAUUGUUGUGAUGAGGGGUCUUCAGUGAAGACUGGCUUGUAUUUGGCGGGUGGGAUAAAAGGGAGGGGGGCGGGGGGGUUGCCCAAAGCAACAUGACGCCUUUGCAUAUUGCAUACAAUGUUUUUCGUGCUGUAUAUAUUUUGUUUCUUCCUCAUUUUUUGUCAUAUGCCAACAUUUAAUACACAUUUAGUGCUUUUCUUUUUAACUUAGAGUUGAAAGGUUUUUCACUGGAGGGUUUUCAGAUGAGCUAGCAGUUAUCGGUCACUUGGAACCUGGCAGUAUGGUGACAAUUGGCUUUGAAGGUUUUAUUUGUAGAAAUGUUACUUUGCUCACAUAUAAUGGUCAGUGGUUUGAAGCCUUACUCGGAGAGUGCGAGUUAGAAAAAGAAACACCUCAAGGCUAUUUCUGUCAUUUUAAACAAGCUGGAUUGCUUUUUUGAAUCUUAAAUGGCCUUUUUUAUAUUUUUUUAUACACUGCUGAUUUACUGAUAAAAGUAGUAGCAGAUGGCUUGAAGUCAAUGAAUCUAACCAGUGCCAGUUUUAGUAAUACCUUUGUGCACACACCACACACGCACAACCAUGCUUCUGCUAACCAAACUUUUGUUAUUGUGAUUGAACUAAUCAAUGUAUGUAGAGAUGCGGUUUACUGAAGUUUCUUAUUUCUCUUUUGUGUUUUAAAGUGUCAGGCAUUGGCAGAUUCUUCUGGAGGGAAUGUUAAAAACGAGAAUUAACACAUUUGUAACAUUUCUUAAUUAAUAAAUCAUUUAAAUCUGA
Molecule: messenger RNA, 3438 nt
Organism: Notothenia coriiceps (black rockcod)
Lineage: Eukaryota; Metazoa; Chordata; Actinopteri; Perciformes; Nototheniidae
Gene: ivns1abpa
Product: influenza virus NS1A binding protein a
Exons: 16
Coding region: 609-2561 (650 amino acids)
Molecular function (GO): protein binding
Source: RefSeq, a predicted model, not a curated record